ACUCGCUCUCUCUUUCUUCCCCACCACACACUCAACCACCGUCACCGACCGCCUUCGUCAUCGCGUCUCGAAGGAGGUGCGGAUGAGGGCGAGCGAGGCGAGCGUCGAGCCCUAGAGAUCUGGAUCUACCAUGUCGGCCUGCGCCGGACUGGGCAGUCCUCUGCGGAACCGCCCCGCUAUGAUGCGCCUCCGGAGCUCCCGUCACGCCCUCCUGCCGGCCGCGCUGCGUGGCUGCGGCGCCCCUCGAAUCCGCUGCGUCCUCGAUCACGUCGCCGCUCGGAUCGCUGCCUCUCCUCCCCCGAUUGGGACCGUCCUGGCCGCGGGAAACGCGAUAGCCGCCGCGGCCGAGGCCGCUGGCGGUACCGGGGCGGCGCACGCAGCGGUGGGGUCAACGCUCGCGCAGGUAGCCGUGACAGCCGUCGCCAUCGCGUCCGGCGCGUGCCUCUCCACCAAGGUCGAUUUCUUGUGGCCGAGGGUGGAACAGCGACCCGAUUCUCAAAUACUAGAAGGAGUAGAUGUAACAGAAUACCCAAUCUUUAAAGAAAUAAAGGUGCAGAAAGCUAUUGCAUUUGCUAGCAAAGCACAUUUAACUCAAUUUAGGAAAACAGGAGAGCCUUAUGUUACGCAUUGCAUUCAUACCGGAAAGAUUUUAGCCGCUUUAGUCCCAAUGGGCGGAGACAGGGCAGUAAACACAGUUGUAGCUGGCAUACUACACGAUGUAAUUGAUGACACACUAGAAAACUUCAGGACUAUUGAGGGAGAGUUUGGUGAUGAUGUGGCACAUUUGGUUGCUGGUGUUUCAAAACUAAGCUAUAUAAACCAGCUGCUGCGAAGACAUCGACGUGAAAGCAUAAAUCAAAAUACCCUUAGUUCUGAAGAGGCGAAUAACCUACGUGUUAUGCUUUUGGGAAUGGUUGAUGAUCCACGUGUUGUCCUCAUCAAGUUGGCAGAUCGUUUGCAUAACAUGCGAACAAUCUAUGCUUUGUCAACGCCCAAAGCUCAAGCAGUUGCCCAAGAGACAUUGGCAGUUUGGUGUUCUCUUGCAUCUAGAUUAGGUGUUUGGGCUUUAAAAGCUGAACUGGAGGAUUUAUGCUUUGCAGUCCUUCAGCCACAAACAUUCAGGAUGAUACGAGCUGAGCUUGCCUCAAUGUGGGCUCCAGGUAAUAAAGUUCGACAGUUACGGAAACUCUCUACAAAGGCCGACCUUCUUCCCCACUCAAAAGAUGACUGCACAAUAUUACCUGAAAACUGGCCUGUUGAAACCAAUGAAGGAGAAAAUAUGAAGGAUCUUCUACAAGCUGUCCUGCCUUUCGAUCUAUUGCUGGACAGGAGAAAGCGCGCUAACUUUCUUAAUAAUCUGAGGAAAUUAUCAGAAUCACCUGAUGGGAUAACCAAGGGUAUCAGUGACUCUGUUAUUGCUUUAUCAUCUUUAGCAGUUUGUGAGGAAGCACUUGAAAGAGAGUUGCAUAUAUCCACCUCCUACAUACCAGGAAUGGAGGUAUCUUUAUCUAGUCGGCUCAAAAGCUUGUAUAGUGUCUAUUCCAAGAUGAGACGGAAAGGUGUUGGCAUCAAGCAAAUCUAUGAUGCUCGUGCACUAAGGGUAAUUGUCGGAGAUCAAAAUGGGAAGCUGCAUGGACCUGCUGUCAAGAACUGCUACUACCUUCUUGAAAUCGUACAUAAGCUCUGGACUCCAAUUGAUGGUGAAUUUGAUGACUAUAUUAUCAAUCCUAAGCCUAGUGGUUAUCAGUCUCUUCAUACAGCUGUGCAAGGUCCUGAUAACACACCUUUGGAGGUUCAAAUUAGAACACAGCGAAUGCAUGAACAUGCAGAAUUUGGACUUGCUGCUCAUUGGUUAUACAAGGAGAACAAGGUGGACCACAUCAAUACUAGUGAUUCCGCUGCUACUCUCUCUCCCUAUCAAACAAACAUUUCAGAGCAUGAAGUGUAUGCUCAAGAUGAGAGUUCCUGGAAGUACAGUGCUAUUAAAACCGGCCAUCCUGUCCUAAGGGUAGAGGGGAGUCAACUUCUUGCAGCUGUGGUUGUCAACAUAGAUAAUGAUGGAAGAGAGCUACUUAUUGCUGUGAGCUUUCUUGAAGCUUCUGAAGCUGUAGCUGACAGACGAAGUUCUUCUCAAAUGAACCGCUGGGAAAUUUUUGCAAAGCUUUAUAAAAAGGUUUCUGAGCAAUGGUGGUUUGCACCAGGACAUGGUGACUGGUGCACAUGCCUUGAGAAGUAUACAUUAUGCCGAGAUGGGAUAUUUCAUAAGCAAGAUCAGUUCCAGCGUCUAUUACCUACUUAUAUCCAAAUAAUAGAUUUAAUGGAGCAAGAGGAAGCUGAGUACUGGAUGGUUGUUUCUGCUCUAUUCGAGGGAAAAGAGCUUGUCGCCGUUCCAUCUGUUUCCAACUUUGACAAAUCUACUUUCAAUUCUAGUACCUCUGCUCUUCUCGACGAUGAGGUCACCAAUAAGGUUCAUUUUCUUCGUGCGAUGCUUCAAUGGGAAGAACAAGUGUUGAAUCAAGCAGCUUUGCGGGAGAAGAACCGUCGAUCUAGCUUGUACAGUGAAUCAAACCACACAGGUCUUGGCGAAGUUGCGAUUAUACGCUGGCCGCAUGGUGAGAUAAUGAGAAUGAAAUCUGGUAGCACUGCUGCUGAUGCAGCUAGAAGGAUAGGCCUGGACGGGAAGCUCGUGCGGGUGAAUGGACAGCUCGUGUUGCCUCAUACCCAGCUGAAGGAUGGCGAUAUUAUUGAAGUGAGAAUGUAAGUAUUAGUACGAUGUCAAAAUUUCCCUCUAAAUGAAGGUCACAUUGUAUCCUCAUUCGUCCAAAUCAUUCAGUAAACUAGAUUAGCAAAUAUUAAGCUCUUGUACAAAUUUGAUAUUGGAGGAAACAAAAGUUGUAAAUACUGAUAAAGCAAUCAAUAUAAGCUGGUUCAGAUGUGGAUGCUGCCAUUUGUAUAAA
Molecule: messenger RNA, 2957 nt
Organism: Zingiber officinale
Lineage: Eukaryota; Viridiplantae; Streptophyta; Magnoliopsida; Zingiberales; Zingiberaceae
Exons: 18
Coding region: 131-2761 (876 amino acids)
Biological process (GO): guanosine tetraphosphate metabolic process
Cellular component (GO): chloroplast
Source: RefSeq, a predicted model, not a curated record